GUGUGUUGUUCUCCACCUUCACUUUGACCUGGAUGUGACUGAGCAGCUUCUCAAACUCAAUACAACUUCACCCACGUUGUUCUCUCUUGUUUGACUCUUCAAUCGUCUUCUCCGUGUUUUUCCUCCUCUGCUACCGGCCGCUUCGACUGCUUCACCCCGGUCUACUCUCGGCUGCGGUCCGCUUGUUGUUGUCUCCGGAGGGUCAGCGGGUUUUCCACGUGAAACCAACCCGCCUCUGAAGAUGCUUUCCUCGGCCAGGACCGUCUCCUCCCGGCUGCUCAGGCCGGCCACCUGGUUCCCUCUGCGGCUGGGCUCAGAGGGCAGAGCCGCUAGCUCCCUGCAGCAAGAGAUCAUAAAGAAACAGGAACUGGAGAUAGAUGAGCUCCGCCCCCUCUACAUGGAUUUUCAGGCCACCACACCAAUGGACCCCCGGGUGUUGGACGCCAUGUUGCCCUACCAGGUGAAUUACUACGGUAACCCUCAUUCCAGGACACAUGCCUACGGCUGGGAGAGUGAGAGCGCCAUGGAGGUGGCCAGAAAGCAGGUAGCUGACCUGAUCGGUGCUGAUCCCAGAGAGAUCAUCUUCACCAGUGGAGCCACAGAAUCCAACAACAUGGCGAUCAAGGGUGUGGCCAGGUUCUACCAGGCCAAGAAGCGUCACGUGAUCACCACACAGACAGAACACAAAUGUGUCCUGGACUCGUGUCGAGUUCUGGAAUCGGAAGGAUUCAGCAUCUCUUACCUGCCAGUCAUGCAGAACGGACUGCUGGACCUGGAGCUGCUGGAGGCCACCAUCCGUCCUGACACAUGUCUGGUGUCAGUGAUGACUGUCAACAACGAGAUUGGAGUCCAGCAGCCUAUCAAGGAAAUCGGUCAGAUUUGUCGCUCUAGAGGAGUCUUCCUUCACACCGAUGCUGCUCAGGCUGUUGGAAAGAUUCCCAUGGAUGUCACGGACUGGAAGAUUGACUUGCUGUCCAUCAGUGGUCACAAGAUCUACGGACCCAAAGGUGUGGGGGCUUUGUAUGUGCGUCGGCGGCCUCGGGUGCGUAUGGAGCCGCUGCAGAACGGAGGCGGGCAGGAGAGGGGGCUGCGCUCCGGUACUGUCCCCACCCCACUGGCUGUCGGGCUGGGAGCUGCCUGCAGCAUCGCCCAGCAGGAGAUGGAGUAUGAUCAUCACAGAGUGUCCAUGUUGGCUAAUCGUCUAGUCCAGAAGAUCCAGGCUGCUACACCUGACGUUACAAUGAACGGAGAUCCAGUCCAUCGCUAUCCUGGCUGUGUCAACCUGUCCUUUGCCUACGUGGAGGGAGAGAGUCUGUUGAUGGCACUGAAGGAUAUUGCUCUAUCAUCUGGCAGUGCAUGUACGUCAGCGUCCCUGGAGCCCUCAUACGUCCUCAGAGCAAUCGGAGCAGAUGAAGAGUUGGCUCAUUCUUCCAUCAGGUUUGGUAUUGGCCGGUUCACCACAGAGGAAGAAGUCGACUACACGGCAGAGAAAUGUAUCCAACAGGUCAGCAGACUCCGAGAGAUGAGUCCGCUGUGGGAGAUGGUGCAGGAAGGCAUCGACCUGAAGAGCAUCAAGUGGACCCAGCAUUAGACUCCUCCCACUACUAGUUCACUUCCUAGCUGCUGACAAAGAUGAUAGUGGCAAUUAUAAUGGUUUCCAGGGAAUUCUGGGAACGGACCAGCUUUUUUUCUUCCCGUAUACAAACACGCACAAUCUUCCUGUCUGACUUGAAGUCUGUUUGUACCUGUUGCUCUGUUGAUGCUCCUGUAGUUGCUGUCGAGAGACGUUGCUCAGAGAGUUGAGCGACAACCUCUUGUUGUUGUUUUCACUCUGUUGUAAAACAGUCGACCUCUGUCGCUCAACAAGUUGCUUCUGUGUGUUGACUGAGAAAUUGUCGGAGGCCUGGAUCACAAACUCCCUUCGUCCUCAUCUGAUUUCUUUGGGGUCACCUGGUUUCACUGAGUUUCACUUCAGUGAUGAUUUUAAUGAUGCCGUCAUGAAGGUGUUUUUUAUUUGGCACCGUUAGCUCAGAGUUUACUAAACCAGCUUUGAUUCACAAAUAUUUACGUGCAAGAGAAGGAGUUCUUGGUGAUGAUAUGACAUGAAACUGUGAUGCACUAAAUGUAACUUAUUAUUUCUCAACACAGGAUUUACAUCCAGAGAUUUUAAGUUGAGGCGUUAAAGCUAGGUUACAUUGGUGUGGGAUGUAUUGAAACGGCAUUUUAAAUAUGUUGAGUAUGUUCAGUUCAUAAUUAUGUGAUAACACCUUUAUUCAGACUGUUUUUACAGAUACAAAACCUAAAGAAAAGUAUUAAAUCACUUCAGACUUGA
Messenger RNA from Pleuronectes platessa (European plaice), 2332 nucleotides. RefSeq names its product NFS1 cysteine desulfurase (gene nfs1). The coding region runs from base 242 to 1591 and encodes 449 amino acids. The record is from RefSeq and is a predicted model, not a curated record. NCBI's taxonomy places the organism in Eukaryota, Metazoa, Chordata, Actinopteri, Pleuronectiformes, Pleuronectidae. Gene Ontology annotation, biological process: [2Fe-2S] cluster assembly. The transcript has 13 exons. Gene Ontology annotation, cellular component: cytosol; nucleus; mitochondrion. Gene Ontology annotation, molecular function: cysteine desulfurase activity; pyridoxal phosphate binding.